GAAGGAAGGAAGGAAGGAAGGAAGGAAGGAAGGAAGGAAGGAAGGAAGGAAGGAAGGAAGGGGGCAUGGGCCAACUUGGGCCCUCCCUCCAGGUGUUUUGGACUCCAGCUCCCUCCAUUCCUCACAGCCGCCUCCUCCUCCUCCUGAAGCACCUGCCUGGGCACAGGGAGUAGGGAGGAGGGGCCCGUGGCCCUGCCUCAGUUUUCCUGCCUGCCUUUCUCUGCUUUCAGGCCUAUCCACCCCCCCAGUCCCCCCCCCCCGGUCGCCAUGGAGAAGUUUGGGGUGAGCUUUGGGGGCGGUCCUAGCCGGAAGGAGCUCCUGGAGACAGUGGAGCAGCAGCGGGAGCAGCUGGCGCAGUACCAGGCCCGCCUGAAGGACGUGGUCCGGGCCUACAAGGGCCUGCUCAAGGAGAAGGAGGCUCUGGAGGCCAGCCUGAGGGUCCUCUCCGUAGCCCACCAACCAGAUACCCUUGAUCCGGCCGGACCGGGGACGACCUCCGGGUCCAGCCUGGACCUUGGUGAGGACAGGAGCUCUGGUCACAGCGAGGAGGACGGUGCCGGGCCUGUGACGGAGGAAGAAGAGCAGGCGGUGGGGCCGGAGGAGGAGAGCGGGAGCGGCGGAGAGGCGCCAGGGGAUGGGGGCCGGCGCGUGCUGCAGCUUCAGGCCCAGCUGUCCACGCUGACGGCUUCCCUGGCCACGGUUUCCCAGGAGAAGUCCCGGGCGGAGGCCUCCUUCCAGGCGGACAAGCGGCGUCAGAAACAGGAGCGGGAGGAGGCCAGCCGGCGGGCUGAGGAGGAGCGCGGGCGCCUGGCGGAGGAGGCCCGGGCGGCCCGGGAGCAGCUGGCGGAGACCAAGGCCCGGCUCCUGGCGCAGCAGCACGACCGGGCCCAGGAACAGGCCGACCACGCCGCCAUGCUGCGCGAGCUCCAGCGCCUGCUGCAAGCCGAGAGGGCCCUGCGCCAGGAGGCAGAGCGCAGCCUGGAGGAGAGCCGCGGGGCCCUGGCCGGGAAGGCCUGUGCCGCCGAUCGCGCCGAGGAGGCCGAGCACAGGGCCCGCCGCCUGCAGAGGGAGAUGGAGGGCCUGGAGAAGGAGCUGGCGGCCCUGCGCGAGGAGAGCGCCCGCCCCGACCCCCAGCUGCAGGCCCUGCAGUCCGAGAUGGCCGCCCUGCGCAGCCACUUCCAGGCCCAGCUGCUGCAGGAGAUGCGCAAGAUGGCCCAAACAGAGGAGCGUGUCCGUGCAGAGGAGGAUCGAGCAGCCGGCCUGGAGGCACAGAUUUCGGAGGCCUCGGAGCUCUUGGGCAGCUACGAGAGGGCCAAACAGAGGGACCAGCUGGCCAUGCAGCGGUUGCGCGAGCGCCUGUCCCAGCUGGACUUGGAGAACAAGACGCUGGCCUUGGCCACCUCCAGCCGCUGCCCAGUGCCGGACGUGGGCCUUGACGAGAGCGGCCUGGAUGCCAACGUGCUCCGGGACAGGAUUGAGAAGCUGCGGGCCCUUCUGCGGGCAGCCACCAAGCAGGACCUGGAGGAGGAGGAUGGGGAGGAUGAAGGGGGGGAGGGGUCCCUGUGCAAGGCGGAGCCGCCUGGAGAGGAGGCCGACGGGGAGAAGGUGUCCUCGGCCGCCUACUACCAGCGGGAGCUGAAGCAGCUGAAGGAGGAGUUUGAGCACUACAAGCAGCAGCAGCAGCAGCACUGGGCACAGAAGGGCGGUGGGCAGCCGGCACAAGGGGGGACCGAGGGCACCGUGGAAGGGGAGCUGGCGGAGGUGCGGGCGCAGCUGGCGGCCCUGAAGGAGACGUACGUGUCCCUGCGCCUCUCCCAUGAGGACCAGGCCCGGCGGCACCGGGAGCAGGCCGAGGCCCGGCGGCAGGAGGCGUCCCGGGGGCAGCAGCGGCAGCGGGAGGAGCUGGAGCGGGCCCGGCGGGAGGCCCGGGAAGAGGCCCUGCACCUGGAGGAGGAGCUGCGCCGGCAGCGGGAGCGCGCCCUGGCCGUGCUGGCCGAGAAGGAGCUGGAGCUGGAACACCUGCGCGCCCUGGCCUGGCCCUACGCCGCCGGCCCGUCCCCGCCGGGGCACCGCCCCCCUUCGCCCACCCCGCCCCCCUCGCUGCCCCCCUCGGCCCCCCAGGAGGACUUGACGCAGGCGCUGCGCCUCUCGGGGGGCCCCGGGGAGCCCCCCUUCCUGCUGUACACGGAGCAGCUGGCCCGGCGGGCGGUGGAGCUGGCGGGACUCAAGCGGGAGAAGCGGCGGCUGGAGGGGGAGGCGCGGCGGCUGCGGGAGCGGCUCCUGGCGGCGGAGGAGGCCCACCGGGAGGAGCUGGCGGCCCUGCGGGAGCGGCUGCAGCAGAGCGCCCGCGAGCAGGGCCGGGAGGGAGCCAACCUGGAGUACCUCAAGAACGUCUUCUUCCGCUUCCUGACGCUGGCCGAGGGCAUGGGCCGCCAGCAGACCCUGGGCGCCAUCCUCACCGUCCUGCACUUCAGCCCCGAGGAGAGGCAGGCCGUCCUGGGGCCCGGGGGGGCGGGCGGCGGGGGUGGGGGGUGGUGGGCCUCCGGGAGGAGGUAGGAGGGGGGCCUCCCCACUUGCCCACGCACUCUCCCCAAAGGGUUUCCAAUCAUGCUGGUGGUCUGGGCUUCUGUGCUUUCCAUGAUUCCUAAAUAGGGGAUGGGACAAUUAUGUGGGAGCUGCCCCACUCCCUGUCCAUGUUCCAGGUCACCAAUAAAAGACUCACUGCCAAA
Messenger RNA from Anolis carolinensis (green anole), 2729 nucleotides. RefSeq names its product GRIP and coiled-coil domain containing 1 (gene gcc1). The transcript has 3 exons. The record is from RefSeq and is a predicted model, not a curated record. Gene Ontology annotation, cellular component: Golgi apparatus. NCBI's taxonomy places the organism in Eukaryota, Metazoa, Chordata, Lepidosauria, Squamata, Anolidae. The coding region runs from base 268 to 2556 and encodes 762 amino acids.